This is a messenger RNA of Paraglomus brasilianum, 1794 nucleotides long. NCBI's taxonomy places the organism in Eukaryota, Fungi, Glomeromycota, Glomeromycetes, Paraglomerales, Paraglomeraceae. The record is from the annotation of a GenBank genome assembly.
AUGCUAGCUUUUACGGAAUUCGAUACACCAAAAAAUACAAUUCAUCUAUCACCCAUUAAUCAAUCUCCUGCUCAUGCACUUUCAGAAACUCUGCUCCAACGACUGUUAUCUGCUGUCGCUUCAUUCCUAUCUGACUAUAUAAUAGAGCCUAUCUUAGUCGGCUGGAGAUUUUCUUACUUAACCUUACUAUUUCUGCCUGUGAUCUUGACGUCUCCCGCACUGUACAUUGGAGAAAGAAUUGAAGAGUACGGAAAUGAGCGAUCAGGAGCUUUAUGGUGGUAUGAUCUGUUAGUUAGGCAGAUGGAAACCGCUGGACCUACUUUCAUAAAGUUGGCCCAAUGGGCAGCUUCUAGAACAGACAUUUUCCCAGAAGAAAUGUGUACUCGUCUCUCCAAAUUACACUCCUCUGUUGAGCCGCAUUCUCUCUCUGCUACCAAACAAAUCAUAUCCGACAAUUUCAACCUACCUUUCGAGGAUAUAUUUAUAUACUUUGAUCCUGAUCCAAUUGGCGUUGGAGCGAUUGCCCAAGUAUACAAAGCAACACUAAAACCUGAGCUUAUGCCCAACCCCCUCGAUUCCUACCCAGAAGCUAUCUCUGCUGAAUUUGGAAUAAAAAUUCUACACCCAGAUGCCGACAAACUGAUAAAAAGAGAUCUCAAAAUCUUACUUAUAUUUGCCAAAAUACUCAAUGCAAUACCGACUAUCCAAUGGCUGUCAUUACCGGAGGAGGUCAUGAAGUUCGGAGAAAUGAUGCAAGAUCAGCUUGAUCUCCGUAUAGAAAGAAAUAAUCUCGUCCGUUUUGGGGAAAAUUUCAAGUAUCGUAAACAGAUAAAGUUUCCGCGACCGUUACUGGAAUAUACGACUAAAGCAAUGUUAAUUGAAGACUAUGAAGAUGCACUACCGAUUAGGCUGUUUCUUCAGAAUGGUGGUGGAGUGUUUGAUCGUAUGCUUGCUGAUAUAGGACUUGAUGCUUUUCUACACAUGUUGAUUAUCGACAACUUUGUCCACGCAGACUUGCACCCUGGUAAUAUCAUGAUCAAAUUUACGAAGCCUACAAUAUACACACUACUACGCGAUAUUUGGGCAAAGGUUACCUCCACGACAUCCUUCGAUGAACCUUGUUUCGCGACAACAACACGAUUAAGACAAUACGCUGACGAUCGCGAUAUGUGGAUUCAAGAACUUACCCGACUCUACAAUGAUGGGUAUCGUCCGCAAAUAGUGUUUGUAGACACUGGACUAGUAUCAGAGUUGAAUGAAGUAAAUCGUCGUAAUUUCUUGGAUUUAUUUCGAGCCAUUGCUGAAUUUGACGGAUAUCGUGCGGGCAAAUUGAUGAUUGAACGCAGCAAAGCGUCGGACAUGGUUAUAGAUGGGGACGUGUUUGCGCUCAAAAUGCAACACUUAGUAUUAAAAGUCAAGUCAUCAACAUUUCAAUUAGCCAAAAUAAGAAUAUCCGAUAUCUUAACGACAGUAAUGCGGAUGGUCAGAACUCAUCAUGUCAAACUCGAUGGUGAUUUCGUUAACAUAGUGAUUGCCAUUCUAUUACUUGAAGGUAUUGGCAAACAAUUAGAUCCUGAAAUGGAUUUACUCAAAAGUGCUCUUCCUAUUCUUAGAGAACUGGGCACACAAGGCGCAGGAAGAGGAGUUAGAGAAGGAAUAAAGGAGAUUCCUAGUGGAGGGGGUUGGUGGUUAAAGUUCUGGUUCUGGUUAGAAGCAAGGCAUUGGAUAUGGAAUGCGUCUUGGGAGGAGUAUCAAAUAGUAUUUGAGAGGCAUAUUUGGUGGCCGGAUAUGUAA